AAAAAAAACAAAGUGACAACGUCAUUGUCAUCUGUUAAGCUAACAUCAAUUGUCAAGAAAAAGUUUGUGUGCAGAAACCUGUGAGCUGUGUUGUGUGAAAAAAUUAAAUGAUGUUAACGUUUGAUAUAAAUUAUGCAAUUAAAUAGCGAUUUUAGUACGUGAUUUAUAUCGCGGCACCUAUCGAAAUAUGUCAAAAGAAUCGCAGCUGUUCAUAUCAGUUCCUCGGUCGUGCCUUAACGAAUUUUAUAGUAAAUAUCUUAAUUUGGUGGAAACUUUUUACUAUGUUACGCUUUCUGAAAAUAAAAGUGGGGACACGAGUGAGAAACAAGAGUUUGUCUACUUCAAUGUUAUUAUUAAUCUGAAUCCUGCAGACAAUAACUUCAAUUCACGCGAACUUGUCGACCGAAUUCAGAAAUAUGUGGAGUCGUCGUUGGGAUGGGCUGGUGAGCGUGGCGAGGAUUCAAGUUACGACUCCGAGUGUGACGAUGACGGCGGACACCGCGCCGCUUCGCGCACUCCCUCCGACACUCUUGGUGCGGAGUUUGCAGAGUACGUCACUCACGCACCGCCACCACCGCAGCCGAACCAAGCUAAAAUCGAGUUCGCUGUGAAAUUGGGUUACUCUGAAAGGCUAGCCAGAACUGCUUUGCAGCGGCUAGGCCCUGAUCCUCCUCGGAAUGAGUUGCUGGCAGAACUCAUCAACCUCGCUUCCAAGAGGCCCCCGCGUGUACCUUCCCCGCCACCCCUCGCUGAGCCUGAACUGCUACCUGACCGAGCACCACUAAGACACAUCGUCAUUGACGGCAGCAAUGUUGCUAUGAGCCACGGCAACAAGGAAGUAUUCUCAUGCAGAGGUAUCGAAAUAUGUGUGGACUGGUUCCGAGCACGGGGACACAAAGAAAUAAAUGUGUUCGUACCAAAAUGGCGAAAGGAAACUUCCCGACCCGACAAUCCAGUAGCUGAUCGCGACGCCCUUGAACGUCUUGAAAGAAGUCGCGUUCUUGUCUAUACACCUAGCCGUCUUGUGGGUGGAAAACGACUUAUCUGCUACGAUGAUAGAUAUAUCCUAAAACUCGCGGCUGAAACAGACGGAAUCGUCGUUUCGAAUGACAAUUAUAGGGACCUAGCCGCGGAAAGUCCUGAAUUCCGAAAGGUCGUCGAAGAGCGUCUGUUGAUGUUUUCGUUCGUUAAUGACAGAUUUAUGCCUCCGGAUGAUCCCCUAGGAAGAUCGGGACCCACGUUAGACGCUUUCCUUAGAGCGCCACCAUCGCGUAGUGACCCACCUCCCGCGUGCCCCUACGGUCGCAAGUGCACCUACGGUAACAAGUGUAAAUUCCACCACCCAGAACGAGCUGGCCGACCGCAUAAAUCAGUCGCAGAGAAACUGUCCGAACGCGCUGCACGCAAGGCCCGCGAUUUGCACACGUUAAGUCUCCCUCCGGGCGGAAGGCCGGUCGAUACCAAGAAACCAUUAGCCCGAGCACAUUCAGCAACGCCUCGGUUGGCUGACGCAAGUCUCGUCUCGCAUUUCGACAGAGCACAAAUCCCAGGACCAUCACAGCCUCCGCCAGAUCCAAAUCCACAUAGGAAACUUGCGCGACAACUAACGCUGAACCCGAACUGUGACCCGAGACUUCACUCGACUGCCGGUCGUGUAUCGUCAGCCCCUGUGGGGGCAGCGGGCGCUAUAGCUCCAAGGAUGGCAGGAAUGUCUCUAUCGCCUUGCGCUUCCGAAGGGGCUCUUCAGCAUUGGGAAGCAAGGCGACGGAUGCAUUUUCAUUUAGCGGGAAUUUUCCCUGAAGCACAAGUUGCAGAAGUGAUGGCUACAUAUCCGGACGAAACGGACCCGCAAAAAAUGUGCGCGAUUCUUUUAGACCGGUACAGACCCAGCGAAGCUACUUUGCCGCGUCCGAUGCAUUGACAUCGUUGGAAACUUUUCAAUAAACGAGUAAAGACGAUUGUGUAUGACAAUUACAAUCUAAUUUCUCUAUUGUAAAUAACUUUUUGAUCUUUGAAUUAUUCUCAAUUUCCUUCAAGAAAUUGCUGUUUUACAUUCAUUGGAUCAAUGCAUUUUAAAGUGAUGAACUGCAGCUAUUGAUGUAAUGGUUGCCUUUUCAUCAAACGUAUAAGUCAAAACGUGUACGGCUUUUGACAUUUCCGCUUACAUGAGAUUGCCUUUUAACUAUUUUAUCUCUUAUUAUAUUCCUAUCUACUCUUAUUAAAAAUCUAUUGUUGCUGUAGUUAAAAAGUGGGUUAGGCUACUUUUAUUCUCUUGGAAUACCUUUUCUAUAAUAUUAUCUGCACGAUACAGAAGAAGCUAUUCUCUCCCAUUCUUUCUUAGAAUUUAAUUUAAUGAUUCAUGUGCAUUCACGCUGUCCUAAGCUCCCAAAUGCGUUUGCUAAAAUCAUCGUUCUACUUCUACAGCCAGUAAAGGCAUUUAAACUUUGUACAUUCACACUAUUGUUCGUGACGCACGCUUCUGAGAAGCGCGCGUCUUAUUUAAUUAUUAUUUAAGUUUAGAUGUAAGGAUGUACAAAUAAAACAGAAUUUUCACAAACAAUCCCAAACAAUUAAUUUACGUAUGUUUUAUUCUUUUCAAAACAAGUUACAGAAAUAAAUUAUGUAUGUACAGAAAUAUUGAAAAGGAAAUAUUAAUAAAAUACGUUAUACAAUCAAAUUUCGUUCCACUGUCACAGAAAGAAAUAAAGGCUUAGUGAUUUAUGGCGUUAAACUUUUGCCUUAGGUGAAUAUAAACUCACAGCUGUGUUAGAUUUACAAAUUUUCUCUAUAUAAUCAUAUACAUAUUAAUCGUUAUUAAAAUACAAUGUUGUAACUUACAAUGCUUUAAGCAAUGUACUUAUGAAUAUAUAUGAUUUGAAAUGAAUGUGUUCAUUAUCCAGAAGGAAAAAUGUUAUGAAAUAGUGUUCAUGUGAUAAAUCACCUUAGCAAUAAUAUAAGACUCAUUAAAAGUACUAUUGCCCUCCCAAUAACAAACCAAACUGUUAAUAACUUCAAUUACGCUGUUUUAUAUAUUGCAAGGUAACAUUUAACUUUUGUGAUGGUAUAAAUUAUAUUUGGUACUAUGUACCAAGUAAAAAGUUAAGUAGCUAAUAGUUUAUUAGUGGUUAUAGUUCUUUAUGUACAUUUUUAUAUUUUACAUUAGUUAUUAUUACAAGACAAUAAUCACAGAAAUGUAUCUGUGAUUAUUUGAUUAAACUAUAGGCAACAUCGAAAAUGGACUUAACAUUAAUGAAAAUGACCUUAGAAAACGAUAAUAACUUUUUUUCCAUCAUGGUCAUUUCUGUUAAGUACAUUUAAGAUGGUCUGAUGGCCAGAUAUAUUAUGAUAGUAAAUAUACUAUGAUGUAGUAAAUAUAUUAUUAUAUUGUAUAUCA
Pararge aegeria (speckled wood butterfly) is the source of this 3394-nucleotide messenger RNA. It is a transcript of the gene Regnase-1, whose product is annotated as probable ribonuclease ZC3H12B. Gene Ontology annotation, cellular component: nucleus; cytoplasmic ribonucleoprotein granule. Bases 188 to 1921 code for a protein of 577 amino acids. NCBI's taxonomy places the organism in Eukaryota, Metazoa, Arthropoda, Insecta, Lepidoptera, Nymphalidae. The transcript is spliced from 4 exons. Gene Ontology annotation, molecular function: mRNA binding; RNA endonuclease activity; metal ion binding. The record is from RefSeq and is a predicted model, not a curated record.